UCGUGUUUGUUCGCGCGUUUUUCGAGCAGCCAUUUAAAAAUUAAAAUGGUACAGGUUUUGUGCAGCCGCGUGUUCUGUGGUGAACUGUUCACGGUGAACCUUAGGACCAAAAAGGAACUCUGCGAUGUCCGUGUGCGCAGGAUCUUGCAGCUGAACGACUCCACGGAGUCGCACGGCACGUGUGGUGUUGAUGUUGUGAGUACAAGUCGACUUCGCAACCUGAAAGGCGCAUCGAACUGUCAACUCGACACCGUAGGCGACUGGAACAGCGGGCUUGUCGUGUUAGUUCUCGCCGUACACUGCGGGGACAGAGUAAGGACGUUUCGAUACGACGUGGGAUCCCGACAUUUCGAUCCACUGGCAGAGGUGGAGAUCGCGAAUCCAAACCACCGCUCCUGGACGAUCGGCGACGGCCCGAGCCUGGCGGUCUCAGAGACCAAAGCCCUGUCGCUCCGUUCUUUAGAACCAAAUGGAUUGUCUUUGCAGGCGACUUUACCGGACGGGACGUCAGCCGACACGAUUUUGGCGAGCUGCAGCGUGGAGUUGCUUUUCUCGAGCUCGUCAGAGAACGUCCGCGCUAUACUGUGCGUUGUGGCUGCGAAACAGCGGUUGCAUUUUGUCGCCGCUACGGUCGCCGGCGCAGCAGAGGUCCUGCCUGCUGUGCUUUUCCUGGGGAGCCUGUACGAAGAGUCUCAAAUGCGGGCCUGCACCGUCGUCCCGUCCGAGCCCGCAGUCAAAGUCAAGGGCGCGAGUGAGCUGAAGGAAGCAUUUACGGACAAUACGACCGCAGUGUGUACAGCUUCUGGCACGCUGCUAGUUUUGGAGCGGGGCCGCUGUCUUCAUCGGUGUCAGCUUCCGUUUACAGACUCCAUGCGCAUCAUCUGCGGGUUGCGGCCUGACAGCGAAGGCUAUUUGGUCGUGUGGGCCUCCACCGGCGGUGUGGCCUUGCUUGGGCUCAGCUCUGACAAGCAACUUCAGGUGUCGCAUCGGUUCCCAGCCGAAUGCUCGGUGGCGUGCGGAGACCUGCUCCGCUGCGGUAUCCAGCAGGCGGUGUGUUUCAACCCGGAAAAAGCAGAUGACAUCUCCUGGCGACUCCUUGGACGAGACCGGCGACCGAGCGAAGCCGAGAGUAUCGGGGGCAUGCGAGAUGUCAUAGAAGCGCUGCAUCAUCAUUCAGCUGCCGGACAGGCUGCCUUGCAUAAGACUCGCCGAGCCCUGGCACAGUGCGAGGCCCUGCUUGAGGAAGCGGUUGAGGUCAUCACUGCCAGGCAGCUUGGAGGCAUCGCAGAGUCGAGGCUCCAGGACGCCUGCGGCCAUCUGGUGCCUGUCCUGCCAUCGGGCCAGACGUCCCCCAUCUGCCCACUUCCAGAAGAGACGUCUGCAUCCGAAUCAGUGAUGCUGCUCCAUAGCUUUGCUCACAUCUGGGGUCCACAACUGCUGCUGGGAUGGGUCUUCCAAAGGCCUCUCAGCAUGCGCACUCAGCCGCCAACAUUUUUGGCGAGCCCCGGCAUAACCUUUGGCGUUCGAGCGAGCAUGGACCCCAAACGUGUCACCAUUGCCUCGUCCUGCCGCUUGCCCGCCGAGCCCACGCUUCGGGUGGCGCUGGUGGCGGGCCCUUUGCGCCAUCAUCAGACCAUCGUACUCGACGAAGUGCGAACUGUCAACCUUCAAGAUCCGCGAACGACUGGUGUGCAAGUUGCUAAAGAAGUGGUGGCCUCCCAGCGUGCUGCUCAGGAGGUCCGAUGCUUCCGGCUGGACAGUGUGCCCGUGGCAACCGCGAACGAAUUGCUGCUGGGACUGUUUGACCGAGUGGCACCUGGGCUGUACGUCUGCUGCGAGGCUUUUUCGCCGCUCCUUCGUGCGAGUGCGGAUCUCUUCGAAGAACAAAGUGGGGCCCUCUGCCUCUCUCUUUAUGCAGAGGAUGCCGCACAGCACGAGCUCCUGAAGCGCCGCCUUGUGUGCCGGUUUCCGGGGGACGUCGGCUGGACCCCUUGUUCCAGCCGGGAAGAGGACGAACGUCUCGCAAGCGCACUUCGCGAGGAGGCACGCCUCGCCACCGCACUGGCAGACCAGCCGGAACGUUACGUCUCGCUCCGCAGAGAACUUCAAGAGGCCGAGUGGCAGACGGACUUCUUGGCACAGGGCCUCUUUGACCGGCAGGCCUCAGCUACGAAUCGGCAAUAAAAAGUUAAGAAAGUUG
Ixodes scapularis (black-legged tick) is the source of this 2200-nucleotide messenger RNA. RefSeq lists its product as uncharacterized. The record is from RefSeq and is a predicted model, not a curated record. The coding region runs from base 46 to 2184 and encodes 712 amino acids. The transcript has 6 exons. Lineage: Eukaryota; Metazoa; Arthropoda; Arachnida; Ixodida; Ixodidae.